AUGCCAUCCCCGCUGUAUGUUGAUGGCCGUGCCGCUCUCAUGUCACCCGUCGCUAUUCGCACGUAUCGCCAAUCGGGACUUCUCGUCGCCCGCCGUCUCAUCGCGCCGCAUCUCACGGCUGCACUCACCGCCGCGUGUCGCACCGCCGCUGCCGCCCGCGGCCCGCGCGUGUUUCCCGGCAUCGACGACGAACACAACGGCCGCGUGGAGUUCAACGCACAAAUGACGCCGAAGCCAACGGCGAAUCUCGCAGCGCAGACACCACCACCACACAUACAGGAACAGUUGCGGCGUCAGGAUGAGGCGCAGACCCUCGAGCGACGCUACCGGAAGGUGAUGUUGAAGUGCAAAAAUAUGCGAGAGGUGGAUCGGGUGUAUGCAAAGCUCGCAGCACAGAGAGAACAGUAUAUGAAAUUCAAGGAUGUGAAGAAUUUUGCAACAGAGGAGGAGGAACGUAGAGGGCGUAUGAGUGAUCAUCGCAUACGUGAGAUAGGUGACAAGUAUAAGUACGAUGAUGUGAAGAAGAGCUUUGAGGCAUACAGAGAUAGUGGAAAGAUGGAACUUGAGGUUCGUCGUGACUACCACCUGGAUCGUGCCCUGGAGCACUUGCAGAACUGGUCCAAGUGCUGGUGUCGUGUUUGGCCAGAGUCAACACCUUUGCAGAAGUUGUUACUCCAACAACAAGAAGAAGGAGAACUACAGAAAACAGAAUUUGGUGAGUUGGGUAGAGUAAUUGGUGAGGCGGCGGCGGCACUAUCAGGGGGUAUAGUUAUUCGUCUAUUUGACGAUGCCGUACAUGAUGCCCAUAAUUUUCUCAACUGCACUCCGUUUCAUUUUGUAGGGAACUCAACAAACUUUAGAAGUCUCACUAGUCUAACAGUGUUGAUAGGACUCGAAUGUGAAAAAACGGCUGUAGCAGGAGUACCACAAACCCUCGUUAUCCCUGGAUCUCAUCAUGUGAUGCAAGAGUUCACACAAGACGGUAAAGAUUUUAGUCGUUUUCGAGCAGGUGGUGUAUUUGACAUGGGAAGAGCUAUUCGUCAAAUUGAAGGACUGCGUGAGUUACCUGUAGUACAACUGGAACCACUUGAGCCUGGUAGUGUGCUAUUCAUCAAUCAUUACACACUAAGUGCACUGCAGCCAACAAUGUGUGGAUCUGCUGCACCGUACGUACCACCAUCUGUCCGUGCCGUUAAUGGGCCGUAUCAAUAUGCGAUGACACUCAUGCCACAUCGUUGUGUAUUUGAUGGUCUGAGGAACUCGUGGUCAUCGCGGGAUACACACGGUCCACUGCAUGCGUGUAAGGCCGGUGAUCCACUCACCAACGAUACUCUCUUCCCGGUAUUACAUCGGGCUCUCGAUGUGGAGUAA
This is a messenger RNA of Trypanosoma theileri, 1371 nucleotides long. Its product is annotated as putative 40S ribosomal protein S8. The transcript has a single exon. The coding region runs from base 1 to 1371 and encodes 456 amino acids. The record is from RefSeq and is a predicted model, not a curated record. Lineage: Eukaryota; Euglenozoa; Kinetoplastea; Trypanosomatida; Trypanosomatidae.